AAAUACGGCGAAAGUAUAUUUAGUUAAUUUUAAUUUGAUCAUUUUUUUAAAAGAAUAAAAGUGUAAAAUAGAAAGUACCAUCAUUUUGAUCACUCCAACCAGUUGCUCACACUGGUUCUUGUUCAACAUCAUUGAUCAUCCUCAAUUUCCACUAUGCUAUACUACUAAACAAUCCAUCAAAAUCAUCAGAUCUAGAGUUCAUUUUCCAAUUACAAUUAAAGUGAUUGCAUCAGAUGAAAUUUUUUUCACCUAAAUGAAACAUAAAUAAAGCAAGAUUUCGACCAGACACGAUCACAAUUUACAAAUAUAAUUCCCAUAAUAUUGGAAGGUAAAAAAUUACAGUUAUAGAGAGAGAAAGAGAGGAUGAAGGAGUUGUUUGGGGGACCAGGGAAAGUGAGUGGAUUAGUAUUGAGAAUGGGACAGUGUGUAUUUGGUGUUGCUUCUAUUGCUGUUAUGGCUUCUUCUCAUGGUUUUGCCACUUGUACUGCUUUCUGCUAUUUAAUUGCAUCAAUGGGGCUGCAAGUAAUAUGGAGCUUCUCACUUGCCUGCAUGGAUAUCCAUGCCUUACGAUUAAAGAGAGAUCUAAGGAAUCACAUCUACCUGAGCCUGCUCGUAGUUGGUGAUUGGGUGACAGGCAUUUUAUCACUUGCUGCUGCAUGCUCAUCAGCUGGUGUGGUAGUUUUGAUUAUUAAAGAUACAAAUAUGUGCAAAGCCAACCCUAAACUUUCCUGCCACAUGUUCCAAAUUUCUGUUGCUUUGGCUUUCCUCUCAUGGUUCUUCCUUGCCAUUUCUUCCUUCGUCAUGUUUUGGCUCGCGGCCUCUGAUUAAAAGUCCAUUCUCUACGCGCUACCACAUUUUCGUAUGGUGAUGUGGUUAUUAUCAACUUUGACAACUUAUGUACAGGAAGUAGUAACUAUGUUUUUUUCCACUAGUGGCUUGUUUCUUGGUAAUUGUUUUGAGGUUCAUCAUAUCUGGAAAUGAACCUCUUCUCAUUAAAACCAUUUUUUCUGGUUCUGUAAUGUCGUGGAUACAUGAAAUAGGAUGCCAUUUAAUACCUCCUAUGUUAUCUUUGGUUGUUUGUCAUAUUUGAUUUUUGACA
Capsicum annuum is the source of this 1099-nucleotide messenger RNA. RefSeq names its product CASP-like protein 5B1. Gene Ontology annotation, cellular component: membrane. Bases 364 to 828 code for a protein of 154 amino acids. The record is from RefSeq and is a predicted model, not a curated record. NCBI's taxonomy places the organism in Eukaryota, Viridiplantae, Streptophyta, Magnoliopsida, Solanales, Solanaceae. The transcript is spliced from 3 exons.